AUCUGGGUCCAAGGGGGCGCGGUCAGGACCUGCAGGAGGCGGGAUCCGGCGGGCCGGAGGCGGGACCAAGGCCGGCAGGGGCUGGCUCGGGCUGUCUGGAGGCGGGCGGGGCCUGUGGCCGGCCUCCGCAUCACCAUGGCAGCGGGAAUGCCGCGGCAAAGCCAGAGCAGGGGCAGGCCAAGCCCAGGAGGGCUGGGGACAGAGAUGCUGAACCACACGGACCCAUAAUUUAAGAGGUGGCCCUGAUUCAUCUCUUCUAGGGACUCUUGAAGAUGGGGACCCAAGUGGUUAUGAGAUUUACUAACUCCUUGCUGCCAACAGAGCCUUCUCAACAGCUGCAGGCCUAUGUGGCCUGGGUGAAUUCACAACUGAAGAAGAGGCCAGCAGUGAAGCCUGUGCAGGACCUGCGACAGGAUCUCCGGGAUGGGGUGAUCCUGGCAUAUCUCAUCGAGAUUGUUGCAGGAGAAAAGCUGAGUGGGGUACAGCUGAGUCCCAGUAACCAACAGGAGAUGAAGAAUAAUGUGGAGAAAGUGCUACAGUUUGUGGCCUCUAAAAAGAUUCGUAUGCACCAGACUUCGGCUAAAGAUAUUGUGGACGGAAACCUGAAGUCUAUCAUGAGGCUGGUCCUUGCCUUGGCAGCUCAUUUCAAACCUGGCUCUAGCAGGACGGUGAACCAAGGACGGGACUCCAGAGCCCCUUUACAAAAUCACCGACCACAUUGUGCCACUGCUGUUGCCCAGGGAGCAGCUGCUGCUCUGGCCGAUGUGUGUCAUGACAUGUCCCGAUCAGGACGGGAUGUCUUUCGAUACAGACAGAGGAACAGCAGCAUGGAUGAGGAAAUUGAGAAUCCAUACUGGAGCGUGCGGGCCCUAGUGCAGCAGUAUGAAGGGCAACAAAGGUCCCCGUCUGAGUCCAGCUGCUCCAGGUAACUGUGGCCUCUGAAACCUGAAUUCUGGGGGAUUCUUGGAGUUCUUGGCUUCAAGUAACAAUACAACAAGCAAAAAGGCAUCUAAGCCCUUUUUCUCCCCUCAGUUUAUGUUUGGCUUUAAAGGGAUACCCCUUAGCAGUGCUUUGUGGGUUUGUGCUGGCAGGAGGGUAGGAAGGUAGGGUCGGGUGCUGCUAUAUUUCCCACAAAUGGAAUCUGUGCAGUCCCAGUGCCAGUGCUUAACUGUGACCACAUGGGGGCAUGGCUGGAACCUGUCAGGGCCCAGUCCAGUGGUUCUGACAUUUGCAUAUCAGGUGCCAGUGUUUAUGAUAGCCAGUUCCAUUGUGCUGUCCUUGAGCCUAAGUGUAACUCUUAAGGUAUGGCCUGAAAAGUCUGUGUAAAGCUCAUAGAAAUUGAGCAGAGUUGUCUGAGAGCAUUAGAAUGUUUCCAGCUUUCCUCUACAGGAACUGUGGCUGAUUAGUAUGCAUUUGAGCAAGCUAAUGAUGUUUGCGACUCUAGCUAAAAGUUGUCUGUAUUCCUUAGAGCCAAGUACAGAGACCAAAACAGGAUACAGUGCCCUAAUAAGAACCUUAUCAGUGGCAGAAAAAGAUUACUUUCCUGGCUUAUGUAAAUCAUGCUCCUAUAAACACUCCCCAGAUCAUGUUUUCACUAACUUCAUUUUGUUGCUGAAUCAUAAUUUAUGCUCUAAUGACCUUUUCUUUCCUAUCCCAGCCCUGUGUAAUCUGCUUUAUUUAGGGCUAAUUGUUAUUUGUAUUGUAUGUAUGUUAUGUGUCUUUGUUUUCUUCCUCCUCUUUUUUUCUCAUAAAAUUCCAUCCUAUUUUGAUGCACCAUUUCCUAAUUUAUUGAGGUCAUAUGGAACUCUUUCUAGUAUUUUAAUAUACUGCUAACUUUUUACCUUUUACAUUUAAUUGAUGGGCUCUUUUUUAUUUAUAAAAUUCACCUAACAUAAAAUUAACCAUUAAACAUUAUAAAGUGUA
Messenger RNA from Rhinopithecus roxellana (golden snub-nosed monkey), 1923 nucleotides. Its product is annotated as dixin-like. NCBI's taxonomy places the organism in Eukaryota, Metazoa, Chordata, Mammalia, Primates, Cercopithecidae. Gene Ontology annotation, molecular function: protein binding. The record is from RefSeq and is a predicted model, not a curated record. Bases 273 to 929 code for a protein of 218 amino acids. Gene Ontology annotation, cellular component: cytosol. The transcript has 6 exons. Gene Ontology annotation, biological process: canonical Wnt signaling pathway.